Molecule: messenger RNA, 1626 nt
Organism: Sander lucioperca (pikeperch)
Lineage: Eukaryota; Metazoa; Chordata; Actinopteri; Perciformes; Percidae
Gene: fkbp7
Product: FKBP prolyl isomerase 7
Exons: 4
Coding region: 54-725 (223 amino acids)
Molecular function (GO): peptidyl-prolyl cis-trans isomerase activity; calcium ion binding
Source: RefSeq, a predicted model, not a curated record
AAUUUCAGCUCUCCACGUCCUCCGGUGUGUCCAAACGUCAGAAGUUGCCACGAAUGCACAGCAGCAUGAUGUGGAGGUUUGUGAGCUGCACACUGUGGCUCUUUGUCUCUUCACAGCUCAGUUUCUGGUGUGUUUGGGCGACAGCAGCUGAGCUGGACGGCGACGUCAGGAUUGAAGUUUUGUUCAAGCCCGAGCAGUGCACUCCAAAGAGUAAAAGAGGAGAUCUGAUGAACGUCCAUUACGAUGGGUUCCUCGCCAAAGAUGGUUCUCAGUUCUACUGCAGUCGAUCAGACAAAGCUGGGCACCCUCAGUGGUUUGUGCUGGGCGUCGGACAAGUCAUUAAGGGCCUUGAUAUUGGGAUGGAAGAUAUGUGUCCUGGAGAGAAGCGAAAAAUAACUGUUCCCCCUGGCCUGGCCUUUGGAGAAAAAGGCAAAGAUCCAGUGCCACCCAAUGCUACGGUGGUGUUUGAGGUGGAGGUCUACUCUGUGUCCAGGGGACCGCGCAGCAUGGAGGCUUUCGGACAGAUGGACCUUGAUAGAGACAGAAGUCUCACAAAGGCUGAGGUGAAAGAAUACUUGAAACUGGAGUAUGAAAAGGGCGGGAAGGCACGCGACGACCCUUUCUACGAGAAGAUUAUGGCUGAUAUAUUCCGCAAGAGUGACCACGACAGAGACGGGCUGAUCAGUGCCAAGGAGUAUAAUAUUUAUGAACACGAUGAGCUCUAGUGUUGGAAGAAGUGGAUCUCGGUAAUUGUUUAUGUAGUUUAUGUACAUUGAUUAAUUUGAGAGAAAACAUAAAUGGGGAAGGGAAAACUCCACCCUCAGAUGUUCGUAUAUUGCCGAUGUUCUUUUUGCUAUAAAUAUGUUAUGGCAGUGAAUAUUACAAGGUUUUGACCAGUUCUGCCCUAGCUGUUAAAAAAAGAUUUGAACAGUUUCGGGCUGGAUUUUUCCUUUUUAGAAGGAAGUAACUUCAUUAAGGUAUUUGGAGUCCCCAAGACAUCUUUCCAAGCCAGCAAACUAGGCACUCAAUUUGCAUAGUUUAAAAGUAUUAAACUAUGCAAACUCGUCUCCAACACCUGUGAAAACCUUUGUGCAAAUACCACUAAAUGUAAGCAUUUAAACUGUUUUUUUUUUCUGUCUUUAAGUUUUGUCUUUUGGUAAACAUUGAUUCAAUUUGCGGCACAAAAAAAAGAAACCACAGGAUUGCAAUAUGUUGUGGAAUCCUUGUCUUUGAAACUGUAACCUGACUGCCCUGUCAAAUGAGAUUUGAGAGGAACCAGACACAAGAGAGAGAAAGACACAAGAGAGAGGAGCUUCAGUUGUCCCAACUUCCUGUGAGUUUUCUGCCCUCUAAUCUGCAAUAUCCCACCAGUGUACAUAUUGAGAAGGUGACUGCAAAGACUUCUUUCCUUCCAGGAAAGGAUGUCCAAUUACAAGCAAGGUUAAAAUAAAUGACAGCACAUGUGGAUGUGAUUGACAAGUUUGAAUAACAUUGAUGAUAAAAUGCACGUUUUACAAGUUUUGUGUACAUCUUUACGUGGUAAAAAUCAGGAUUUUCAUUGUAUCCAGUUGAACAAUUGUAUUUAGGAACAAUCAAUGAAUAAACCAUAGUGUAUGUGGAAAACUA